UCAUUCAGAGUGUUCAAUCAAGAGAGAGAAUUAAGAUAUAAAAAAUCAGUAGAGAGAUGGCGUACAACGUAUUCGGCAACCCCAUCGAAAGCUCGACUUUGAAAGGGAUGCCAGAGUUCGAGUGCAAGGCAAUAGAAAGAAAAGACAGGGCAAAAGUGGCUCUGCAGAUGAAAAACGUCGGGGAGAAGGACCUUAAAGCCCUUACGUUUGUGGAGAAUUUGAAGAAGCAGCAUGGUGAUGAAAUCUCCACACUUUGCCUUGUUUACAAUGCAACUGGGGACACCGUAACAUACUCUAUAAGUAAGGAUUGGUGUGGACACAUUGGACACUCCCCCUACCCAGCACUCAUUGCAAAUGGGCAAUGGGGUGCCUUUCUGCAUGUCCAAAGCGUUGGAAAGUUUGAAGGAUCUGCCGGCAAUGUUGUGUACAACGGCAAGACCAAGGACGGUGAGGACCGCGGAUGGAUGCUGGCGUGGAGCAACAAUAGGGUUGCCGGGAAAAACUCGGUGUUUACUGAGAAUCGACCAGCUGAACACUAUGUGAGUAAUGUUGGUUGGAUCCCCAUAAUCUAUGAUGGUUUGAAUCAAAAUCGCAUCUACAAGAGUGAGACUUGGGGUGGCUGCGUGUCAACUAUCUCAACUGGAACUGGCACUUCCCCAAUAGUUGAAGCAAUACUCACAUUAGAAGAUGCCUGAGUUAGUCUUUUAUUUUGGCAUGCACAAUAAAAUGGUGUGAACGAAUACUAUAUCACAGCAUGUUGUAUUUUAUUUCUUGUGUUUGUAAUUUGCAGCUUCUCCUUCUUGGUAAGCAUGCGCUUGUGUUUCAUAUAAUCUUUCUGUUUUGAUAUAUUGAAGAUUGCUUUCAGGGGCUAUCUGAUUUGUUAAUGCUAUUUGAGGUUUAAGUUUUAACCUCC
Prunus avium (sweet cherry) is the source of this 913-nucleotide messenger RNA. NCBI's taxonomy places the organism in Eukaryota, Viridiplantae, Streptophyta, Magnoliopsida, Rosales, Rosaceae. The record is from RefSeq and is a predicted model, not a curated record.